Oncorhynchus masou masou (cherry salmon) is the source of this 2163-nucleotide messenger RNA. Its product is annotated as autophagy protein 5-like. The record is from RefSeq and is a predicted model, not a curated record. Gene Ontology annotation, biological process: C-terminal protein lipidation; cellular response to nitrogen starvation; autophagosome assembly. The coding region runs from base 210 to 1013 and encodes 267 amino acids. NCBI's taxonomy places the organism in Eukaryota, Metazoa, Chordata, Actinopteri, Salmoniformes, Salmonidae. The transcript is spliced from 9 exons. Gene Ontology annotation, cellular component: phagophore assembly site membrane; Atg12-Atg5-Atg16 complex; cytoplasm. Gene Ontology annotation, molecular function: Atg8-family ligase activity.
AGCAGGAAGUCCUCCUCUGUGGGGAGAAACAAGUGCAUGAGUUUGAGACUGGAGGCACAUACCAGGGAUGCAAACUGGAGGGCCCAAAAAGGCGAAUGACAACACCACCACGGCCCUCUUCCUUCAUCGCAGCUGGUUACAAACGCUCUAGAAAAGUGGUUUGUAGCUAGAGAAUACUUCAUUUAUGUGCCACUGGGAGCGACAGGAGGAUGGCAGAUGACAAGGACGUGCUGCGGGAUGUUUGGUUUGGUCGGAUUCCGACCUGCUUCACACUUUACCAGGAUGAGAUCACAGAGCGAGAGGCCGAACCCUUCUAUCUCCUCCUGCCAAGGGUGAGCUACCUGACUCUGGUCACAGACAAGGUGAAAAAACACUUCCUGAAGGUCAUGAAGGCCGAAGACGUAGAGGAGAUGUGGUUUGAUUUCGAAGGAACGCCACUCAAAUGGCACUAUCCAAUCGGAUUGCUGUUCGACCUACAUGCCUCCAACACUGCCCUGCCAUGGAGUAUCACUGUGCACUUUAAGAAUUUCCCAGAGCGUGACCUGCUCCACUGCCCCUCGAACUCUGUGAUCGAGGCCCACUUCAUGUCCAGCAUCAAGGAGGCGGAUGCCCUCAAACACAAGAGCCAGGUCAUCAACGACAUGCAGAAGAAAGACCACAAGCAGCUGUGGAUGGGCCUGCAGAACGAUAAGUUUGACCAGUUCUGGGCCAUGAACCGUAAGCUGAUGGAAUACCCCACAGAGGAGGGAGGCUUUCGCUACAUCCCCUUCAGGAUAUACCUGACGAUGAGUGACAGGCCAUUCAUCCAGAAGUUGUUUCGCCCCAUCUCGUCCGACGGCUACACACACACGCUGGGGGAUCUGCUGAAGGAGGUGUACCCCGUGGCCAUAUCCAGCGACGGGUCAAGCCACAGGAGCCAACCCCUCUCCAGAGAUGGCAGACUACAGGGGUUCUACUCCAGAAAAGGAGGUGACCUCAUACAGGGAAGUGGACUGUAUUCCCCUGGAUGCUGAUCCACUUACAUGGUGGAAGACCAAAGAGUUAAUAUACCUUCAUGUUGCCAUGUUAGCAAGGCGCUACCUGGCUGAGCCUGGGACCUCUGUCCCUAGAGAGAUGGUAUUCUCCACAGCUACCUGGCUGAGCCUGGGACCUCUGUCCCUAGAGAGAUGGUAUUCUCCACAGCUACCUGGCUGAGCCUGGGACCUCUGUCCCUAGAGAGAUGGUUUUCUCCACAGCUACCUGGCUGAGCCUGGGACCUCUGUCCCUAGCGAGAUAGUAUUCUCCACAGCUACCUGGCUGAGCCUGGGACCUCUGUCCCUAGAGAGAUGGUUUUCUCCACAGCUACCUGGCUGAGCCUGGGACCUCUGUCCCUGGCGAGAUGGUAUUCUCCACAGCUACCUGGCUGAGCCUGGGACCUCUGUCCCUAGCGAGAUAGUAUUCUCCACAGCUACCUGGCUGAGCCUGGGACCUCUGUCCCUGGCGAGAUGGUAUUCUCCACAGCUACCUGGCUGAGCCUGGGACCUCUGUCCCUGGCGAGAUGGUAUUCUCCACAGCGGCUGACAUUGUCACAGUAAGCCGAUCUGUGCUCACUGCAGAUCAUGUGGAAAGACUAAUCUUCUUAAAGAAAAACUUGAAAAUCUGAUUAAUUUAAAAAAAAUGUAAAGUAAUCAGUCUCAAGUGGUCUUAUUUUGUUUAAGUCACUGCUAUGUAACUUAAUUUUGAUAUAUGCUGCUGGACUAUGCACUGUUGUUGAAGUUCUGUUUUAAAUUACUAUUUUUUUUCAUGUUUUAAGGCAGGCACUGUUGUUUUUUGUUGUCCCUUUGUUUCCAUAUGCUCCUGGGAAUUCAAGCUACCCAUGUUUACUAUUAUAAUAAAUGGAAAAUAUAAAUACAAAUUACAUAUUUCUCAGGCAUUUAUUUUGUCGAUGUAUCGAAACCGUACCGAACUGUGAGUUUUGUGAACCAUUUCACCCCUACUGUUUACAGUAUUUUGGAAAAACUUCCUGAAAUAAACAAAAUCCAAUGAUGUAAAUAUUUAUAUUUAGUCCAUUGGGACUUUUUCUCCGGCCCAUCUGAGUACAUGAAAAGUUUUGUAAAAUGCACUCACGAACAGGGCCUAAAAUUCACUUUUUGGUCCACCAGUCACUGUGUUAGGUAGAUUUUA